Molecule: messenger RNA, 1418 nt
Organism: Equus quagga
Lineage: Eukaryota; Metazoa; Chordata; Mammalia; Perissodactyla; Equidae
Gene: PHOX2A
Product: paired like homeobox 2A
Exons: 3
Coding region: 1-855 (284 amino acids)
Biological process (GO): regulation of transcription by RNA polymerase II
Molecular function (GO): RNA polymerase II transcription regulatory region sequence-specific DNA binding; DNA-binding transcription factor activity, RNA polymerase II-specific
Source: RefSeq, a predicted model, not a curated record
AUGGACUACUCCUACCUCAAUUCGUACGACUCGUGCGUGGCGGCCAUGGAGGCGUCCGCCUACGGCGACUUCGGCGCCUGCAGCCAGCCAGGCGGCUUCCAAUACAGCCCCCUGCGGCCCGCCUUCCCCGCGGCCGGGCCGCCCUGCCCCGCGCUCGGCUCCUCCAACUGCGCGCUUGGCGCUCUCCGCGACCACCAGCCCGCGCCCUACUCAGCAGUGCCCUACAAGUUCUUCCCGGAGCCGUCGGGCCUGCACGAGAAGCGCAAGCAGCGGCGCAUCCGCACCACGUUCACGAGCGCGCAGCUCAAGGAGCUAGAGCGCGUCUUCGCCGAGACCCACUACCCCGACAUAUACACGCGCGAGGAGCUGGCGCUCAAGAUCGACCUCACGGAGGCUCGCGUGCAGGUCUGGUUCCAGAACCGCCGGGCCAAGUUCCGCAAACAGGAGCGCGCGGCCAGCGCGAAGGGUGCGGCGGGCGCGGCGGGCGCCAAAAAGGGCGAGGCGCGCUGCUCGUCGGAGGACGACGACUCCAAGGAGUCCACGUGCAGCCCCACGCCCGACAGCACCGCGUCGCUGCCGCCGCCGCCCGCGCCCAGCCUGGCCAGCCCGCGCCUAAGCCCCAGCCCGCUGCCCGCCGCCCUGGGCUCCGGGCCCGGGCCCGGGCCGGGGCCACAGCCGCUCAAGGGCCCGUUGUGGGCCGGCGUGGCGGGCGGAGGGGGCGGCGGGCCCGGCGCGGGCGCGGCCGAGCUGCUUAAAGCCUGGCAGCCGGCGGAACCCGGGCCUGGGCCCUUCUCGGGGGUUCUGUCCUCCUUCCACCGGAAGCCCGGCCCCGCCCUGAAGACCAAUCUCUUCUAGCCGCCGGACUCUGGAGGCUCCAGGCGUGUCCCCAGAGACGACCCCCGCCUCUCGAGGACCUGACAGUCCCUCCCCAGCCGGGCCGCCUGCCUAGAAGUCCCCGUCCCUCCCCACUUCCCGCCGCGUCUGACCCCUAGGUGUGCCCUCCCCAGCUUUGGAGACCAGGUCAGGGCCACACUCGUCCUCACGCACCCCCACCCGGCAGAGUGGGAUGCUCUUCAUUGGGACCCCCUCCAGGAGAGCCCGAAGCCCCUUCUAGCUUGGCUUUCUUUGGAACCGGGAUCAAAUAAUGCCUGUCCGUAACACAGUGCUCGAACGUGAGUCCUCAAGGAGGAACAGCUGGGCCCCCUCCCCUGGCUCUGCAGCUGGCUGGGUCACCCCUCACCUUGGUGACUAGUCGGCUGCCCCACCCCUCAGGCCCAUCCGCACUGACCCCACCCUUGCAAAGGCCAGUGGUCGCCGGGAUAAUCAGCAGCCUGAGGGUACCACGGCCAAUUUGUCCCUCACUUAUCCCCUCCCAUUCCCAGCGGGUCUGGUGCAGAGGGUAGGCCCGUGUGGAGUGG